This is a messenger RNA of Leptinotarsa decemlineata (Colorado potato beetle), 1313 nucleotides long. Its product is annotated as glyceraldehyde-3-phosphate dehydrogenase. Gene Ontology annotation, cellular component: cytosol. Lineage: Eukaryota; Metazoa; Arthropoda; Insecta; Coleoptera; Chrysomelidae. Gene Ontology annotation, molecular function: NADP binding; glyceraldehyde-3-phosphate dehydrogenase (NAD+) (phosphorylating) activity; NAD binding. The record is from RefSeq and is a predicted model, not a curated record. Gene Ontology annotation, biological process: glucose metabolic process; glycolytic process.
UCAAUCACGUGACCCUCCAGUUUUCUUUUUAUGUCAAGCAUUUGCCCUUCAAACGACAUUAGUUGAAUCGUCCUUUGAGAGGAAGAUCUCUUGACAUUUUGUUAACUUUCAAAAUUUGCAAUGGCAAAAGUUGGUAUCAACGGAUUUGGACGUAUUGGACGUUUGGUCCUCCGAGCUUCCAUCGAACGGGGAGCUGAUGUCGUUCUUAUCAAUGAUCCCUUCCUCAAUGUCGACUACAUGGUGUACCUCUUCAAAUUUGAUUCCACUCACGGACGAUUCAAAGGUUGCGUAUAUUCCGAUGGUACCAAUCUUGUUGUCAAUGGAAAGAAAAUCGCAGUAUCUCAAGAGAAGGAUCCUAAGAGCAUUCCUUGGGGCAAAUAUGGGGCUGAUUAUGUUGUGGAAUCUACCGGCGUAUUCACCACCAUCGAAAAAGCCAGUGCUCAUUUGGAAGGAGGUGCCAAAAGAGUGAUAAUAACUGCUCCUUCAGCUGAUGCCCCAAUGUACGUCUGUGGCGUUAACCUUGAUGCUUACGAUCCAAAGGAUAAGAUCAUCUCGAACGCUUCCUGCACCACCAACUGUUUGGCUCCUCUUGCUAAAGUUAUCCACGACAACUUUGAAAUUGUUGAGGGUCUCAUGACCACCGUGCACGCAACCACAGCAACCCAGAAGACUGUCGACGGUCCUUCUGGUAAACUGUGGCGUGACGGUCGUGGUGCUGGACAAAACAUCAUUCCAGCUUCAACUGGCGCUGCUAAGGCAGUAACGAAAGUCAUUCCUUCACUCGUCGGCAAACUCACUGGAAUGGCCUUCCGUGUGCCAGUGGCCAAUGUUUCGGUCGUCGACUUGACUUGCCGUCUCGGCAAGCCAGCUACCUAUGACGAAAUCAAAGCUAAAGUCAAGGAGGCCGCCGAAGGACCAUUGAAGGGCAUUCUGGAUUACACAGAGGAGGCUGUCGUAUCCUCUGACUUCAUCGGGGAUACUCAUUCGUCCAUCUUUGACGCUACGUCUGGCAUCCAACUCAACCCACAGUUUGUGAAAUUGGUUUCUUGGUACGAUAACGAGUUUGGUUAUUCCAACAGGGUUGUCGAUUUGAUCAAGUUCGUUGCUAGCAAAGAUGCAUAAGGAGAUUUUUGUGCUCAUUGAGAAUGAAAUUUUCUUUUUAAGCCACAGCUAGGCUGUGGUGGAAACAUUCUGAUCGAAAUUGAAAUGAACUAGAUAGUAGUUCUUUCACAUAUUAAUUCAACUGAACGUACUUUUUCGCGAAUUUUUAUUUAUAUAUACCCAAUUUCAGAAUACAUGUCGAAUAAAAAGAA